Macrosiphum euphorbiae (potato aphid) is the source of this 315-nucleotide messenger RNA. The record is from the annotation of a GenBank genome assembly. NCBI's taxonomy places the organism in Eukaryota, Metazoa, Arthropoda, Insecta, Hemiptera, Aphididae.
AUGGGCCAUCACCGGACCGCGGCCCACUAUUCGGGCGGCACCGUGUCCGAGUACUUCAUACCGCGCAGCGCCAGCGCGCACGACCUGUGCUCGGCCAUCGAGAUGCAGAAGAUCCCGCCACCACUGCCGCCGUCCGCGUUACGGACGGCCGCGGCCACGCUCGCCCGGCCACCCCGUCAGCCGGCCACGUGCCGCGACAAGAUGGUCACGUUCGAGGACGAGAAACGGGCGGCGUUCGACCACCAACAAUCGCAGCUGCAGCAGCACCGCCGCCAGAACCAGCAUCACAGGUCCAGUGGAGAUUUGAUCGUUUAA